AUGCCCACUGCCCAACACACCAUGUCCUUCGCAGAUCUCGGAUUGGCGCACUGGCUGUGCGACUCCCUGCAAGCCAUGCGGAUACACACACCCACGGACGUGCAGACACACUGUAUCCCGCCCAUAUUGAAGGGGAGGAACUGUAUAGGUGGGGCACGUACCGGGUCUGGUAAGACUCUUGCGUUUGCUGGGCCCAUGUUGACAGAGUGGUCUAGAGACCCCGCGGCUCUCUUCGGUGUUGUGUUGACACCAACGCGAGAAUUGGCAGUGCAGAUUCAUGAACAGUUGUGCGCCCUGGGGGCACAACUGAAUAUUAGAUGUGCGCUCGUCGUUGGUGGUGGGGAUUUCGUGCAACAGUCUUUGGAACUCCAGGGGAGACCUCAUUUUAUUGUCGCGACACCAGGUAGACUGGCACACCACAUUAUUAGUGAUACUCCAGAGGCAGCACUCUCCAGCUUGCUGAAACGGUACACACGAUACUUGGUUCUCGAUGAGGCAGAUUUCCUUCUGACACCAACAUUCGCAUCGGAUUUGGCGGUGAUCUUGGGGGCACUACCAGACAAAACUCACCGCAGAACUCUCCUCUUCACCGCUACUGUGACAGAUCAAGUGUUGCAACUGCGUGAGGGCGAUGCAUUCGUCUACAACGCUGAGGACGACUCGCAACUCGCUCCAGGGCGUAGACAACUACCAGAUACGCUCACCGCGGAGUACUUGCUCGUCCCAGAACACGUCAAGGAGGCGUACCUGUACCAUAUCCUUGUCUCCAAUGAAUUCGAGGACUCCACAGCCGUCGUGUUCGUUAAUCGCACACGUACAGCGGAGUUGCUACGGCGUACACUGUAUCAAUUGGGGGUACGCGUCACCUCACUACACUCACAGAUGCCCCAAUCUGAACGUGCCAAUUCGUUACAUAGGUUCCGUGCCCGUGCUGCACGAGUGCUCGUCGCUACAGACGUCGCCGCAAGAGGGCUCGAUAUCCCUCAGGUGUCCCUCGUGGUCAACUACGACGUGCCCUCGGACCCUGACACUUUUGUGCACCGUGUCGGGCGUACCGCUCGUGCGGGGAGACACGGUGAAUCGGUACUGUUCGUCACGCAGAGGGACGUCGAUAGAUUACACGCAAUAGAGACUCGUGUGGCCACUACGAUCGGACAGUUCUCGCGCGUCGGGGACACCGCUGUGAUUAAGAAAUCCCUCACGCAGACGAGUAAAGCGAAACGGACGGCAAUGAUGGCCAUGGAACGCGAGGGGUUCGGAGAGAGAAGAGCCCAACAGAAACUAAGGCAGGCUAAAUAA
This is a messenger RNA of Huiozyma naganishii CBS 8797, 1299 nucleotides long. RefSeq names its product ATP-dependent RNA helicase DBP8 (gene DBP8). The coding region runs from base 1 to 1299 and encodes 432 amino acids. The record is from RefSeq and is a predicted model, not a curated record. Gene Ontology annotation, molecular function: RNA helicase activity; nucleic acid binding; ATP binding. NCBI's taxonomy places the organism in Eukaryota, Fungi, Ascomycota, Saccharomycetes, Saccharomycetales, Saccharomycetaceae. The transcript has a single exon.